Silurus meridionalis is the source of this 1539-nucleotide messenger RNA. RefSeq names its product secreted frizzled-related protein 2 like (gene sfrp2l). The record is from RefSeq and is a predicted model, not a curated record. Gene Ontology annotation, biological process: non-canonical Wnt signaling pathway; negative regulation of canonical Wnt signaling pathway; canonical Wnt signaling pathway. Lineage: Eukaryota; Metazoa; Chordata; Actinopteri; Siluriformes; Siluridae. Gene Ontology annotation, molecular function: Wnt-protein binding.
UUAAGAACUAAUUCAACUGAUUGGGUCACGCAGAAUUUCGAUUAUGACGUAGUCUGAAGUGAUUGGACAGCCUCGAGAUGGACAAGUUUUAACUCCACGCGCGUGCAGCAGCGAAACCUGCAUAAAGAAAACAGAAACGGUUGCGGAUUAAAGAUGGACACACGGUUGGUGCUUUUCCUCGCGACGCUUCUCGGCUUUUGCACGUGUAAAUCGCAGGAUAUUUUAUUAGACGAAGUUACUGCAGACGUGGUCUCCGACUUUGUCACGUCGGUGGAGUUCGGGAGCGCGCGCUCCGUGUGCCGGCCGGUACCGAGUGCCAUGACUCUCUGCCGUGGGCUCGGGUAUGGGCACAUGCGGCUUCCCACGCUGCUGGGCCACGAGAGCGCGCGAGAAGCGCAACAACAGUCCGGCGCGUGGUUGCCUCUGGUCCAUAAACGCUGUCACAGAGAUAUCACCCGAUUCCUGUGCUCGCUCUUCGCCCCGUGCCUACCGGAGCUCGACCAUCCCGUGCGCCCGUGCAGGAGACUAUGCGAGAACGUGCGCAAUGCGUGCGCGCCUGUUAUGAACGCUUUCGGGUUCUCGUGGCCGCACGCGUUUAACUGUAGCCACUUCCCGGGACUGAAUUCGACGCUGUGUGUUCCGGGAAGUGACGCCACCAGCCGGGAUGUUAUUGACGUCCUCCAAGGUAACGUGUUGUGUGACGCCUGCAGACCAGAAUCUGAUGCAGAGCAUGAGAUUGAGGAAAACUUCUGCAGAAGUCAGUUUGCAUUCAGGCUUCAGAUUGGAUCCUCUUCCUUGGAGGGUUUGGACCUACGAGUGGAGCCUCAGGGGCAGAGUCGGGUCCUGCGUUGGGAAGGUGGAGAGCAGGAGCAGCAGGUGGCGAUGCAGCAGAGCGCCCUCUGGCUGAGAGAUGCUGGUAACUGCUCAUGUCAGGCACUAGAUGGGCGGAGCUUCGGUCCACUUCUGGCUUUAGGGGACUUGAAGGACGGACGCAUUGUUUUAUCCCGACUCGUAAAAUGGCCUCAUCGUGAGAGAGAGCUGAAGAAGUUCAUUAGAAAACUGAGCAAAAAGCCAUGCUAGCAGUAAAUCAGUUCCCAUCUAACAUUCAGGUUUGAGAGAAAAAAAGUUUAAUGAAGAAAAAGGUUGAUGGUGAAACCUGAGGUCGAGUCGAGAGCUGAUAAUACUUCUGUAAGGACUUGAGUUUAUUAGAAAGCAGAUUUACACCCUGCAUGGGGGUUAAUGACCAACUAGCGACGUGCACGUGCACUGUAAUAGUGUUUUUAACUCUAAUAGCUGCACUGUGAGUUCACCCUUAUUUUAGUCUUUAAAUGAAGACCUGAAUUUAAAAUAAUUUUAACAGUUUGUGUUCUAUUUUUAUUUACACUACAAAUAAAAAUGCAUCUGAAACACCUGGUUUAUUUGAAGAAACCUGAUAUGCUGUUGUUCUAAUGUGCCUCAUGUUUAAUACAUUUCCUCAGGUGAGGUUCUGACUCGUGAAAUUUUAUGCUAAUGUGAAUAAAAGAAUGUUUUCCUCAUCAA